Molecule: messenger RNA, 1551 nt
Organism: Pleurotus ostreatus (oyster mushroom)
Lineage: Eukaryota; Fungi; Basidiomycota; Agaricomycetes; Agaricales; Pleurotaceae
Exons: 4
Coding region: 1-1551 (516 amino acids)
Source: RefSeq, a predicted model, not a curated record
AUGCAGGGGACGUUGAGUCGAGACGAUACAGCGCGUUCCGCACAGCGCAAGCUUCGCUCCGGGAAGGAGUUCAGCCCCUACAAGAUGCCUCUAGAUUUCGCCUCCCUCCUCAAAAACUCUGAGAGCACCUGCAUCCCCAUGGAAUAUGAUGAGAGGCCUCAACCCUCACAACAGCUUACGCCUUGCAGCAACUCGAAACUUGACGCACCUCACGAAACCCAGGAAACUAGCACAUUCCAUGAAGUUGCGGCGUUCGACCACCCAUCCAAAGCCUUACCAAGCGUGCCCCAUGAAAUCUUGGGGCCGGACACGCCCUGCAAAAUCCUACAACCCAUUGCCCUGCCCAUGGCUUUGGACGACGCCCCAAUAAACGACAGCCUGGACCCAAAGAAUGACGACCCAGGUUUGGGCCGUCUCAGGCCCUCUGCCGAACUAGUGCCUGAGAAGCAGCGCUAUAAGGCUUAUAAAAGGAGGAUGGCCAGGAUGAAGGCCUACGGGGAAGGGGUCCGCUCGUCCUCUGCAAAGAAAAGGGCCGAGGCUGCAGCAUCCUCCCGCCGUCAGGCAACAACUCUCUGUAGCAAUAGGCUCCCGGCUUUGAGGGAUGGGUACGCUGCCAAAAUUGCCCGCAGCAGCGUCAAGGAUUCAGCCCAAAACUGGACGGCUCAGGGACUGUUAGAAAAUGGGUUUAGCCUGGUGCAAUGGGAUGGACGCACUCCUCGGCCACUAGUAGAUUCUGGUGGGCGUAUAUUUGCAGUGCUCGCCGGGAGGCCCAAGGACCCAUCCUUUGAGCAUGACUGCCAAGCCAUGUACAGCUCAAUGCAGGCCGAAUUGCGUGGAUUCCACCUGAAAGAGACUGAUACGGUCCAUCGCCGCGGCAACUUUCCAGCACUGGCUGUGGGGGUAUCCUAUGGAAACGGCCAAAGACAACCCAUGAGGCUCAUAGCUGGAGAGACUAGCCCCCAGGCCCCUGGGCUUCAACGCCUACUAAACAACCCUGCCGUCCAGCGGGUAGCUGCUUAUGGGGACUCCGCAUUUCAAAUGUGGGCUCCUAAGCUGUACAAUCACUACAGGACCCACGUCGAAAAAAUGUACGACGCACUUCCCCACAUACGAAGAAACUUCUCCAAAUCGGUCUUCCCUUGCGCAACAUUCAACUUUGGGCCUAGGGUACAGACCAUUCCGCACAGGGACUCGCUCAACCUUGGGUACGGCUGGUGCAGCAUCACCGCCCUUGGUUGCUUCAAUCCCACCGAAGGGGGUCAUCUAAUUCUGUGGGAUGCCAGGGUGGUUGUGGAGUUUCCUCCUAACUCUACCGCUCUUAUCCCCUCGUCCACCAUUCUUCACUCCAAUAUUGCUGUCGGCGUCAAAGAAGAGCGAGCAUCUUUCACUCAAUAUUGCGCCGGUGGAAUUUUUCGCUGGGUAGAUAACGGCUGCAGGACUCAGUUGGAUUUCCAAAAGGCGGACCCUGCCAGCUACUGCGCUGCCAUGGAAGAUAGAUUAGAUGGCUGGGAGAGAGGGCUCGCCAUGUACGAAGUACUUCGUGACAUAUAG